AGCAUAAACACGCAGUCAUUGGUAUUUCGAUGUCAAAGGUUUUUGGUCGCUUUCAAUACGGUUUUUACUUAAUUUGGUUUCGUGGCGCUGGAAAGACGGUUCGCAAUUCUUUUUCCAAAUCAAUGUUAGGCCUGAUUUCGGUGAUUUGUCAGUGAAUUGCUCAACAAAGGACCGAAAAUGGCUUUGAUACUUAAGCGUGUGUAUGAGGGGUACUUUUGGUUAAUGGACGAUAUCGCAGAUCCACGUGCCCUGGAUUAUCCAUUAAUGUCUACGCCACUUCCUGUUAUUUUCAUAAUUUAUUUCUGGUUUAAAUUCGUUCUUACCUGGGCGCCGAACUACAUGAAAGACCGCCCCCCAUUUGAACUGAAAAAAAUCAUUAUGCUCUACAAUAUUAUGCAAAUUAUCGCCAAUGGAUACAUAUUGUUUUUUAUCUUUUUAGCUCGAAACGAAAUCGACUGGACCUGCGGCGAAAUUGAUUUUUCAGACAGUUACUGGGCUCGAAAGUUUCUCAGCUUGACUUACCUCUUUUUCAUCGUGAAGAUUAUGGAUCUUUUGGACACCGUCUUUUUCGCGCUGCGAAAAAAAACCGCUCAUAUCAGUUUCCUCCAUACUUACCAUCACUUCGGAAUGGUUGGACUCGGAUGGUUGGGGGUAAAAUUCCUCGGAGGAGGACAUUCCUAUUUUGUUGGCUUGGCUAAUGCACCAGUGCACAUGAUUUUGUACUCGUAUUACCUGCUGACGUCUUAUAACAGCAAAUAUGGAAGAGUGUUAUGGUUGAAGCGAUUUAUUACUCAGGCUCAAUUGAUUCAGUUCGCAUUUUUAAUUUGCAUUUAUGGGCAACUGUUCUUCCGAAGCAACUGCAACUAUCCGAAGUUGGUGCCGUUUUUCUUUGUGCCGCAGAAUAUUUUCAUGAUCAUUUUGUUUGGCGAUUUCUACAUUCACAACUACAUUUUGAAGAAAAAAGGGCAAAUUCCGGAGCAAUCUGAGUCAGAAAAAUUAAGCUUGUAGCAUGUAUCCCAUGACUGAGGACCUAAUAGAUUAAAAURUUAUUUUAUAUUUGCAAAUGUUUUGGUUUUUGAAAAUAAAUUGAUCACGUUGUUUUUGAA
Messenger RNA from Dendroctonus ponderosae (mountain pine beetle), 1106 nucleotides. Its product is annotated as elongation of very long chain fatty acids protein. Gene Ontology annotation, biological process: fatty acid elongation, polyunsaturated fatty acid; very long-chain fatty acid biosynthetic process; fatty acid elongation, monounsaturated fatty acid. Gene Ontology annotation, cellular component: endoplasmic reticulum membrane. NCBI's taxonomy places the organism in Eukaryota, Metazoa, Arthropoda, Insecta, Coleoptera, Curculionidae. The transcript has 6 exons. Gene Ontology annotation, molecular function: fatty acid elongase activity. The record is from RefSeq and is a predicted model, not a curated record. Bases 178 to 1008 code for a protein of 276 amino acids.